Molecule: messenger RNA, 2430 nt
Organism: Clarias gariepinus (North African catfish)
Lineage: Eukaryota; Metazoa; Chordata; Actinopteri; Siluriformes; Clariidae
Gene: prc1a
Product: protein regulator of cytokinesis 1a
Exons: 15
Coding region: 122-1933 (603 amino acids)
Biological process (GO): mitotic spindle midzone assembly; microtubule cytoskeleton organization
Cellular component (GO): cytoplasm; mitotic spindle midzone; spindle
Molecular function (GO): microtubule binding
Source: RefSeq, a predicted model, not a curated record
GUUCGAUUCAGUUUAUACUGAACACUGAACAGCAGAGGUUAUCUGAAUUACUGAAAAGGGUGCUUUAGUGUAUUUUUCUUCUUAUUUUUUAUGGUGAAACAGAUUUUGCUCGAGGUUUACAAUGAGGAAGAGUGAGUUACAUGCUGCCGAGUCAGUGGCAUGUCUGAAUAAAGCACUGAAUCGCCUCAAGGACAUCUGGGAGGAGAUCGGUAUACCAGAGGACCAGAGACUGCAGCGCACUGAGGCGGUUAAAAUGCACAUCAAGAACCUUCUCGACAUGAUGAUAGCAGAGGAAGAGGGGCUGAAAAAGAGGUUGCUGAGCAGCAUUGAGUCCUGUCGGAAAGAGCUGUCUACUUUGUGUGAUGAGCUUCACCUCCCUCCGUUUGAGGAGGAUGACGGCCUGAGCAUGCUGCAGCUAGAGAAAGAGAUUCGCACACGCCUGAAGGUGAUGCUGAAACAGAAGAACCAGCGUCUUGGUGAGCUGAAGAGUCUGAUCCAGCAGGACCGCGAGCUGUGCGAUAUCCUGUGCGAUAACCCACACUCCAUCGAUCCUGACCGCGUUCCCUCUGCUGAGCAGCUGCAUAGCUACCGUCAGCACAUUGCCAGCCGCAAUCAGGAGAAGGAGCGUCGUUUUGUCGAGUUCGUCUCCAUUAAACGUCAGAUCGUUGCAUGCAUGGAGGAUCUUGAGCAGAUACCCGACACUAGCUUUGAGAGAGAUGUGGUGUGUGAAGAAGAAGAAGCGUUCUGCCUCUCAAUAGAUAACAUUACUGCCCUGAAAGUGCUACUGAGCCAGUUAGAGAAUCGUAAAGAAGAGAUCGAGGCAACUUGCAUCUCCUACCGUGGCCGUAUCGCAGAACUGUGGGAGAGACUGCAAAUCCCCCAGGACGAGAGAGACUCCAUUGCUGAGCACAUGCAGUGCAGCAAAAGGAGGAACAUGGAUGCUCUGCACGUUGAGGUAGAGCGCCUGGAGGAGCUGAAGAUCAAGAACAUCCAGAGUGUGAUCGAGUCAAUCCGAGCAGAAAUCGAAAUCCUCUGGGAGAAAUGCUUUUACAGCCUGGACCAGAGACAAGCCUUUACCGCAUAUUACUCCGAUAAAUUCACUGAGGAGCUUCUGACCUUACAUGAGCAAGAAGAGCAGAGGCUAAAGCAGAAUUACGAGCAGCACAGAGAGCUUUAUACUGGAGUGACUAGUUGGCAGAGUAACUGGACUCUCUAUCAGGAACUGGAGAAAAAGGCCACAGAUCCAUCUCGCUUUCACAACAGAGGAGGCAACCUGCUCCGAGAGGAAAAGCAAAGAGCAGACCUUCAGAAGAGUCUGCCCAAGCUGGAGAAAAGUCUGAAGGCCCAGAUCGAUCAGUGGGAGGCGGAGCACGGCUCAGAGUUCCGGGUCAACGGGCAGGCCUUCAUGCAGUACGUGGAGGAACAGUGGAGCCUUCACCAGCUGGAGAAGGAGAAGGAGAAACUUGAGAGGCAAAUGAAAAAGAGCAAGCAGACAGAGGAGGACAUGUUGUAUGGUACAUCACUCAAAACUCCCACCAAGAGAAGACUGGCAGGGGCGCCCACACCUGGAAAAUCCCGCAAGCUGAAUUCUACCUCCAGUAUUGUUAGCUCUACACCAAACACCACCUUGCGCUCCAUCUGCCACUCGCCGUCCAUGAGACCUCCUCUCUCUGCCAGCAAGAUUGGUUUGGGUUUGCGUACACCAGGACGUACUCGCACCCCGCGUGGCCUGGAGAGGAACAAGGAAAACAUUUCUCAGCUUUCCGGAGCACUGCGCACCAUGACCUCCAGCCCAUACCGAAACUGUUCCAUCAACUCUGUCGCCAGCUCCUACUCUGAGUUUGCGAGGGAUUGUGUCAACAUUGAAUCCACAACCAUCUCCAGCGAGAACUCUCACAAGCAUCAAAGUCCAGCUACAAGGCUGGAGUUCUGAACUCCACAAUCACACGCUAACUGCUAAUAUCAAGGAACCAUGGCACGCACUCCAGCGAUCGGCACAGCCGCACUGUUUCUGUACAUAAAGAUGGACAUUAAGAAAUUGCUGAAUGUAAAUUACAUACAAAAGAUUUGUGGAACCUGUGUAAAUAUUUUUACUCCUGCUUUUAAUGGUUUUCAUCUUUCAACCUUUUCUCUCUUUUAACAUACAUUUUAGCUUUGAACACAUCUGUUCUGAAAGCACAUUUACAUAGAGAUCAAGAGUUUUUAUAAAAACUGCAAUAAACUCUUUUUUUUUUUAUUAUUAUUUUAGGUUCAGCUAUUCAUCUGGGCUAAUACAGUAUCUUAGUUUUGGAAGCACAAAUGUUUUAGGAUAAUCUAUCUAUAUUUAUUGUUUUUUUUUUUUUUUUUUUCUACUACAUAAUUGACACUAGUUCUUCAUUCCUGACAUGUUUCACUUGGGGGAAUCUGUAAAAUAAAUGUCUUUAAUUCUGA